Symbiodinium sp. CCMP2592 is the source of this 1143-nucleotide messenger RNA. NCBI's taxonomy places the organism in Eukaryota, Dinophyceae, Suessiales, Symbiodiniaceae. The record is from the annotation of a GenBank genome assembly.
AUGUCUUACAUCGUGAGAUUCUGGGAUCCAUCAGAUUUUUGCUUCCCCUGCCGGACCGUCCCUUGUCCGGACUUCUUAAAGAAGGCUGGAGUCGAAGAAGCAGACUGGACCGAGUUGCUGGGCUCCUUGCGUUCCUGCAGGAGUCUGCGGGAGAACCCCUUAGCCUUAUUCUUCUAUGUUUUGUGUCAUCUACUUUGGCUGGGAGCUGCCAUUCAUGGAGCGAAUCAUCGCAAGAUCGUGGAAGUAAUCAUGCAGGCCGAAGACACCUUCAACCAGAAGUGGUCAAAGAAGCUCGGCCUUUUCGUAUUUGUGGAUUGGCCGAGCGGCGAGUUGGUCUUCCACCCACCCCCUGCAGAAACGGCUGCUCCAGUGAGCGUGGGUGCCAGCCAACCUCCGCAAGAGAAGUCUUGGUACCAAGCCCUGGCCGAGAAAGGCAUGGACGCACUUGAGCAGGCGAAACAUGCAGUGGGCCUUGGGGCAGGCGCAGGAAAUCCUGCUGUAAGCCACAUUCUGAGCUUCCCGGUGCACACCCAGGACGAUGCGGUGUGUGCCCAAGCUUGUUGCCCGAUGAUCGACCGCCGAUUGCUUCCGAUUCCUUACCCGAGUUUCUUGAGUACUGCGGUGGUCGAGAGGUCUGUGUGGGAGCAGUUUGUGGGCGGUAUUGCGAAUGGCAUCAAUCAACAGUGGAGCGUUUGUCGAUGUUCGAGCCUCUUUUCUCUUUACGGUCUUAUGUGGCUGCUUGGCCGGCUAGCCUGUAUCAUGGGCCCAGUCACGCGGAGCGUGCAAGAGUUCAAGGAUAACUUCGAGGAGCAGAUGGCGUGGCAAGUCAGGUUUGAUACGCAAAUGUACCGAUUCCUGUUCCACCCAGCAGUCGUAGACGAAAGCAGCUUCAACCCUCCGAUCGUGAAAGAAGACGAGAUCACGCCGGAUCUUGAGGCCCAAAAGGAUGCUGAACCAGCCCCGAUUGUCGUAGUUGGAGUGAUCAGCAAGCCUGACCAGAUCGCUAUGGACAGCCAGAAGGGCCCGGAGACAAAGGAGCAGGUCGAGGCCGACACCAACUUCACCAACGAAACAAAUGAAACCAACGAAGGCAAUGCGACCAAUGAGUACAGCAACAUCCCUGAGGUCAUAACUCGCAUCUGA